This is a messenger RNA of Anopheles arabiensis, 2718 nucleotides long. RefSeq names its product alpha-N-acetylglucosaminidase (gene Naglu). Lineage: Eukaryota; Metazoa; Arthropoda; Insecta; Diptera; Culicidae. The transcript is spliced from 6 exons. The coding region runs from base 217 to 2646 and encodes 809 amino acids. The record is from RefSeq and is a predicted model, not a curated record.
CGGUAAGCGGCAGGAGCAUGCGCUCGCAGUCGGAGAGAAUGAGUGUCCUUGUUUGGAUGCGGUGGUUGAGUGCACUACAUGGAGACGCCUGGUCGCUCAGCGACAGCAACAUCAACAGCACCAAAGCAAGGUUGUUUUUGUUUGGGUUUUACUAGUCGGGGUGCGUUGGCGCUUCUUCGAGUGUUGAAAACAUGUGAAAUUGUUUUGUGAAGUGAUAUGAUUUAUGCAGAACAAAACAUUCUUCUUUCCAAGACGAUAGGCAACCCCCAAACGAUCGUCAGUUGCAAUCGCAUCUUCAGUUCGUCACAUUCGCGCAUUGGUAGUGCGAUGAAGGCAGCAGUUUUGGUGAUGCUUGUCUUACAGCUGCUAGCGAAGGGAUUCGCUCAGCAAACGGAAGACUAUGCGGCACACAUCCUGGAGCACGUGCGGCCACAAGUGUCGGAGGUGAUACAGCAACAGGCGGCGCUGGAAGUUAUCGCACGACUCCUACCUCAGCAGCAGGCAGAGCAGUUCCGCGUCACGAUCGACAGUUCCAUGGAAAGGAAUUCGUUUAGCUUGUUUAAAGGUGAGGAAGUGUCCGACCCUUCUGAAGUGCAGAUUACAGCAUCCAGUGGAGUCGCUGCUACCAAAGCGUUCUAUCACUAUCUCCGGUACUGGUGCCGGGUGCUUGUCGCUUGGGAAGGUAGUCAGCUUAAUCUACCCGCGGUUCUUCCACCCGUCAAUGUGACCAUACAGGCUCCAAGCAGUAUCAUCUACUAUCAGAACGUCUGCACAUGGUCAUACUCGUUCACCUGGUGGAGUUGGCCCCAGUGGCGUCGACACAUCGACUGGAUGGCACUCCAGGGCAUCACGCUCAGUUUGGCACCAUUCCAGGAGGAUCUCUGGACACAGGUCUUCCUCGAGUACAAUCUAACCCACGCACAGAUCGAUGAUCACCUGUCCGGGCCAGGCUUUUUCGCCUGGCAGCGUAUGGGCAACAUCCGUGGCUGGGGAGGACCACUGACACCGAGCUUCACCCAGUUCGCUCACACCCUCCAAGUGCGUGUUGUCGGGGAGAUGCGUCGUCUCGGUAUGGCGGUAGCACUGCCCGCCUUUGCAGGCCAUUUACCGGUACAGUUCCGUACGCUCUAUCCAAACGUUUCGUUCGCGAAUGUGUCCGUGUGGAACAACUUCCCACCACAGUACGCGAGUCCACUGUUUCUCGAUCCAACCGAGCCACUGUUUGCUGCGAUAGGGUCACGCUUUCUGCAGCUAGCCAUUAAGACGUACGGUACCGAUCACGUGUACUUUAGUGAUCCGUUCAAUGAGAUCGAUCCCGCCCUGCCGAGUGGGAAGUAUUUGUCGAGCGUUUCCGAAGCGAUCUACAGCACCAUGGUGCAGGUCGAUCCAGAUGCCAUCUGGCUCCUGCAAGGGUGGAUGUUUGUGAAGAAUCCCUUUUGGAGUGAUCGUGCAAUAAGAUCCUUCCUAUCGGCCGUCCCGUUAGGGCGUAUGCUUGUGCUGGAUUUACAAUCGGAACAGUAUCCACAGUACGGCCGGACAGCGUCCUACGCAGGGCAACCGUUCAUCUGGUGCAUGUUGAGCAACUUUGGUGGAACGCUAGGGAUGCUUGGAUCGGUGGGGAACGUAUUUCGCGGUAUUCGUGAGACGAGGGACAAUUCCACGUACACACUGCUCGGCACCGGGAUUACACCAGAAGGCAUCAAUCAAAACUAUGCACUGUAUGAGUUUGCACUCGAGAUGGGAUGGAACGCAGAGCUGGACAGCGCGGAGCAGUGGUUCAGCGAGUAUGCGGUGGCUCGCUAUGGCAACGACAGCGACGAGCGAGCGCAGCAGGCGUGGAACAUAUUUCUUCGCACGGUGUACGCGUUCGAGGGGCUCGAGCUGAUGCGUGGCAAGUACACGUUCAAUCGUCGUCCAAGCUCCAAAAUUAGACCUUGGACCUGGUACGACGUACAUACCUUCAAUCAAGGAUUGGAGCUAUUGCUCUCCUUUGCAGAAGAAGCAUCCUGCAAUCAGCUCUGCCAGUACGAUCUGGUUGAUGCCACUCGCCAAUGCCUGCAGCAUACAGCGGACGCUCUCUAUCUUACACUGAUGGAUAGCUUCAAAAAGCGCGAUCUUACCAGUUUCCGACUCCAUUCAUCACUGUUCCUUCAGCUGCUAUCCGAUCUGGACGUGCUGCUACGUACCAACGAACACUUCCUGCUCGGGCCGUGGCUCGAAUCGGCCAAAGCGCACGCUGCGACGACCCUCGAGCGCCGCAAGUACGAAUACAACGCACGCAUUCAGAUCACACUCUGGGGCCCGCAAGGCCAGAUUGUCGAUUACGCCAACAAGCAGUGGGCGGGCAUGGUGCAGGACUUUUUCCUACCCCGAUGGCGUGUGUUUCUAGGCGAGCUGGACCAGGCUCUCGCAACGAACGGGACGAUAAACGAUCUUAAAAUACGGGAUAAAAUAUUCCGCACCGUUGAGCUGCCUUUUGUGUCGGACAGCAAGCACUACGCAACGCAACCGUCCGGGGACACCGUACGCACGGCGCGAACCCUUUACGAAAGGUGGACCAACGAUGUGCCACCGUUGAAGCCACUGCCUGACAGCCCUGGUGCGAGACGGAAACCAGAGAAGCGGCGCAAUAAAUGGUACAACUAAACCGGUUACAAACGGUGACUUGUCAUCAUGAACUAAAGCGCACGAACGCUCCCGCACUGGGAGUGGAAUACA